This is a messenger RNA of Akanthomyces muscarius, 666 nucleotides long. RefSeq lists its product as uncharacterized. Lineage: Eukaryota; Fungi; Ascomycota; Sordariomycetes; Hypocreales; Cordycipitaceae. The transcript has 2 exons. Bases 1 to 666 code for a protein of 221 amino acids. The record is from RefSeq and is a predicted model, not a curated record.
AUGUCCACUGUACACGAAUCCGGUAUCCUACUGGUUCUCUCCCGAAUCAAAGACACGGCUCCUCUCUCUUCCGAUAUAUACAAUGACUGGUAUAAUCUCAUUCACAUCCCAGAGAUUCUCAACACUGGCGGCAUCUCUGAUGCUGCAAGGUAUUGGGCAGAUGGGGACAAGCACGAAGAGUAUCCAUACUUGGCAUUAUACCAGGUGCCGAGUAUGAGUUUUCUCGACAGCAAAGAUUUCGAAUCAAUUACCGUCCAUCACGAGAUGCUUCCCGGCCCGACCAAUAGCAUUCUCGAUGUGGCCAGUUUCGACUUUCGGCGAUACAUACGUGUACAUAAAUUUGCCAAUGGCAAUCACCUGCGCCAAGCUACUGGUCUAGACAUUUGUUUAAUGUCCCUCACGUUCGACUUGCCGCAAGAGCAAGACGAUGCACAGGCUUGGCUGCCUAAAAAUAUCGUGGACCCAGUGGCCGCUUCCACUGACCAGCUGAACGCACAAGUGUAUGUGCGGUGGCGCUCGAUCUCCGGCAGAUACAACUUGUCAUCGAGUACAGAGCACGAAAUAGCAGAGUACCUAGUCUUGUAUUGGGGCCCUAGGAAACUGGCAAACGCUAUCCGCCGCCAUGCGCCCGCUGAUGCGGUCAUGUCCAUCUACAUAAAGCUAUAA